AUGGCGCCGACUGGAACAGUACCUGAAAGUUCUAAUUCCGCUAGAACUCAAAUUACUUCUUUAGAUCCACUCUAUCUUCAUCCCUCAGAUCAUCCGGGUAUGCAAUUAGGUACCACACAAUUUGAUGGAUCCAAUUUUGGAUCGUGGAAGAAGGCGAUUACAAUUGCACUAUCAGCAAAGAACAAAUUGGGAUUUGUCAAUGGUAAAGUAACUAAACCUUCCACUAAUCACAUCAAUUUUGAUCUCUGGCAACGAUGCAAUGACAUGGUGAUGCCAUGGAUUCUGAAUGUCCUCUCUAGUGACAUUGCUGAAUCUGUUCUCUAUUCAUCCACUGCUGAAGAAGUUUGGAAAGAUCUUAAUGAUCGUUUUAGUCAAUCGAAUGGUGCAAAACUGUAUCAACUUCAAAAGGAAAUUUCAGAUCUCACUCAAGGAACUAGCGAUUUGGCUAGUUAUUUCACAAAAUUGAAGAAAUAUUGGGAUGAAUUAAGUGCUCUUUCGAUCAUUCCCAACUGUACUUGCUCUGCAACUCAUGAGAUGCAAGAACUUCAACAAAAUCAAAAGCUUAUCAAGUUUCUAAUGUGA
Molecule: messenger RNA, 582 nt
Organism: Lactuca sativa (garden lettuce)
Lineage: Eukaryota; Viridiplantae; Streptophyta; Magnoliopsida; Asterales; Asteraceae
Source: RefSeq, a predicted model, not a curated record